AAAUAAAAAGUAAUACAAAAACAGAAAUAGCAUUAUGUUGAUUUACAUUAAAUACAGUAUUUGGCAAAAAUAAAUAUACUAAUUACUGCUAUUAAUAGAUCUCACAUGUCUUCUUACCACAUUCCAUGUACAGGGAAUUAAGACUCUUGCUCCAUCAUGUAGCCUCUUAUCUAUCUAAUUAUUAUCUAUCUCUUAUUUUAUCUAACUCAGGUGUCUUUAUAGUAGUUCUUGUCAUCCUAUCAUCGGUCAAUAAAUCGAGUCAGAUAACACCCAAUGACCAGUGGCUAUUCUCAGGGACUGCUCUUGGUAUUAUCGUGGUUGGUUUAUCAUUUGUGUUCAUGUUUCAUGUUGGUACCAAGGAGCCCUCUAAUGGAGGUCAUGGUUCGGCAGCUGGUGAUCAGCUCACUAACAAUCGGUUGCCUUGGUAUCGCUGGUUCUUAAAUCCAAAGUUUUAUCUGGUUGCUCUCAUAUAUAUGUCUAGCAGACUGAUAGUUAAUCUAACCCAAGUCUAUAGUCCUUUGUACAUGAUUGACUCUUUAAAAAUGUACAGGUCCAGUGUUGCUAUCAUUCCAUUGGUAAUAUACUUCAGUGGACUAAUAGCAACUUUCUUUAUGAAGCGAUUGAAUGAGUUUGUUGGCAGAUAUGUAAGUGUGAAUGACUAUUAUCUUGGUUUCCCACUCUGACCUGAUUUUUGAGUAACUUUAAAAAUUCAUAAAAAAUCCAAAUUUGAUCGGAAUCAGCUCAAACUUU
Messenger RNA from Amphimedon queenslandica, 750 nucleotides. Its product is annotated as major facilitator superfamily domain-containing protein 12-like. The coding region runs from base 126 to 683 and encodes 185 amino acids. The record is from RefSeq and is a predicted model, not a curated record. Gene Ontology annotation, biological process: carbohydrate transport. The transcript has 4 exons. Gene Ontology annotation, molecular function: symporter activity. Gene Ontology annotation, cellular component: plasma membrane. NCBI's taxonomy places the organism in Eukaryota, Metazoa, Porifera, Demospongiae, Haplosclerida, Niphatidae.